Messenger RNA from Fusarium poae, 321 nucleotides. RefSeq lists its product as uncharacterized. NCBI's taxonomy places the organism in Eukaryota, Fungi, Ascomycota, Sordariomycetes, Hypocreales, Nectriaceae. The coding region runs from base 1 to 321 and encodes 106 amino acids. The record is from RefSeq and is a predicted model, not a curated record. The transcript is spliced from 2 exons.
AUGCAGUACUACCAGCAAAUCGGAGAAUUGUACUCAGUGGGAAGUUACAUAGACACAACGCAUUGUGUAACACCUUCGCUUAGUUUCUUCGACGACAGCAUAAUCUGUCAAGCACUGGUAUUUGUAAGCACACAUCGCUACGUCCCGUUACCACUGAUAGUAGUGAAAUCAAACAAGACAGUGGAGCACCAGAAAGUUAGCUUCUUGAACAGCUACAGAAGCUUAAUGGUUCCUGAUGGUUCUAAUAAUUUUGAGAUCAUCCAGGGGAUAAAACUAGAAUAUGGAGUUGCGAAAUGUUCACGAUGUAACGAGUUUAAGUGA